This is a messenger RNA of Lytechinus variegatus (green sea urchin), 826 nucleotides long. RefSeq lists its product as uncharacterized. The coding region runs from base 1 to 795 and encodes 264 amino acids. The record is from RefSeq and is a predicted model, not a curated record. NCBI's taxonomy places the organism in Eukaryota, Metazoa, Echinodermata, Echinoidea, Temnopleuroida, Toxopneustidae. The transcript has 4 exons.
AUGGUACGGUUGCCUCAAAUGGCCCACUCGCACUAUGCUUUAAUUGCCUUUUCGCUGGUUGCAGUGCUUAGUCCGACAACGUGCUCUUAUCAGUCCUGGCUUAGAUUGACCAAGAGAGUAGAAGGCGAAGCUAUUUCGAGUCCAUUGCAGAAUUUAUUCGAACUGUCCUCCGAGGCUAGGUUUCGAGAAAACCUCAAUGCCAGCUACCAUGAAAUUAAAGCCACUCUUCCGCAACCCUUUCACGACAUCCUCGAUAUUCCACCGGAAGAGCGCCAUCUACCGGACGGAAUGACCAUCUAUGAUAUCUUGGAGAUGCCAGCGAUGACUGAAGAGAACAUGAGACGGAUUGCGUUCUCACGUGAAUUGCCAACUCAUGUUCCAAACAUCAGCGAAGAGAGCAUCAUCAGAGUUACUGAGGAGCAGCGUUUUCUGAAGGUCAUUAAGAGACAAGACAGCGAUUACGUCAGAGCAUGUGCAGCCAGUAGCGGCUGGGUCCAAGUAAGCGAUGGUAUCACGGUUGACAAUCAAUUCGUUGAAGUCAGUAGCGGACAGUUCUUUUUUCAAACGACUUGCCUGGAUAGCGGCGGCGCUUGUUACGGAUAUCCUACGCCUUCUACCGCUACGGAAGACCGUCUUUCCAAGUGCACCACCCUGAAGUCGUGGGUAAUAGCCUGGGCAAAGGUUAGAGGUGAAACGAAGUUUGGAUGGACUCACAUCGCCCUUGCAACUUGCUGCGCAUGCGCCGUCAAAGGCAGGCCUGGGGAUGGUAUGGUGCGAACGUCUGGAGGGGUGUAGUUUUAGUUCUUGGGGUUUUUUUUUGGGGGGG